This is a messenger RNA of Penicillium diatomitis, 2367 nucleotides long. RefSeq names its product DUF803 domain membrane protein. Gene Ontology annotation, biological process: magnesium ion transport. NCBI's taxonomy places the organism in Eukaryota, Fungi, Ascomycota, Eurotiomycetes, Eurotiales, Aspergillaceae. Gene Ontology annotation, molecular function: magnesium ion transmembrane transporter activity. Gene Ontology annotation, cellular component: membrane. The transcript has 3 exons. The coding region runs from base 1 to 2367 and encodes 788 amino acids. The record is from RefSeq and is a predicted model, not a curated record.
AUGGCUCGCGCCGAUACGACCGGUCGUCCGCCAAUCUACAAAGCCGUGGGUGUGUCUCUAGCAGUCGCAUCAGGAGUGUUCAUCGGCAUCUCUUUUGUGAUUAAAAAAAUUGGCCUUCUCAAGGCGAAUGUAAAGUAUAACGAAGAGGCCGGUGAGGGAUACGGUUAUCUCAAAAACGCUUGGUGGUGGUUGGGUAUGACUCUUAUGAUUCUGGGCGAAAUCUGUAACUUUGUCGCAUACGCAUUUGUCGAUGCGAUUCUGGUCACUCCGCUGGGUGCGCUGUCCGUGGUGAUCACCACCAUUCUGUCGGCAAUAUUUCUCAAAGAACGGCUCAGUUUCGUGGGCAAAGUGGGUUGUUUUUCGUGUAUCAUCGGAUCAGUGGUGAUUGCGAUGAAUGCCCCGGAGCAAUCGUCGGUCAGUGACAUUCAGGGGAUGCAAAAGUUUGUCGUUGCACCGGGCUUUCUCACCUACACCGGUGUGAUCCUGAUUGGAGCGGCUGUCACUGCGAUCUGGGUAGGACCCCGGUACGGCAAGAAGAGCAUGGUCUUGGUUCGGCCAUCCUUGCGCAGAUUCGAGGGGGAGUCGCAGUUCAAGCACUGGUUCCUUUAUGUGCUGCUUGUCUUCGUGGUCUGCACCUUGCUGACCGAAAUCAUCUACCUCAAUAAAGCGCUGAAUUUGUUCAAUGCCGCACUCGUGACACCCACGUAUUAUGUCAUGUUCACCAGUGCGACCAUCAUCACCUCGGCGAUUCUGUUCCAGGGGUUCUCUGGAAGUGGGAUUCAAAUUGCCACUGUGAUUAUGGGUUUCCUACAGAUCUGCGCUGGCGUUGUCUUGCUUCAACUGUCCAAAUCUGCCAAGGAUGUACCCGAUGCCGCCGUCUUCAAGGGUGACUUGGAUCAAAUUCGUGAGGUGGCUGCACAGGAAGAGCCUGAAUUUGAGCCCAAGGCCGAUUCUAUCCGUGGUGCUGCCUCAAUUCUGCGCCGCAUCUCGACCACACGUCGGGACAAUGAACAUGAUGAAGUGCGACGCUUUGCUCAUGACAAGCAAGAAGACUUUUUGAAACCGCCCGGCCAAAACGAGAUUAUCGAGUGGGAUGGUAUCCGUCGACGCAAGACCGUCAUUGGCGAAGGUCCUACUAUGUCUCGUCCGAGGACACCACGCACCCCUUCGAUCAAACAGCCAGCAUCGCCGGUGCCUCCUCUGCGGAUGGCCAGAUUGCCUGCCGAGGGAACCGAUCAUGAGGAUCGUCCUGGCUCGAGAGCAGGCGGACACAAUUUCCUCGCCAGUGUGCUCCAGUCGGGCCACUGGCUCUCCCUGCACAAGGCUGACGGAAAGGAUCCUACGGCAGCGGACGCUACCGAGAUGACCACCAGAAACAGUGGCGUUGACACCGAAUAUCAUGGCGCCGGUGGCAGUCUCGAGGAGCCUGCUUUUCGCUUUGGAGGUCGCGAGCGAAGCGACACACCACGGUCUAUUGCCUGGGCGGACGAGAAGGAAGACGAUAGCCGACCGCAAUCUCAUCACACCAUCGAGCCGCCGUACGCUGCACGUCGUCAAUUUUCAUUUAACAGCAUGUUUAACCGCCGUAAGGCGCAAAGCCAGCCACCAUCACCCAAACGCGUGCAGAGUCCCCCUCGAGGUAUCUUGCGCCGUCACCAUGGCGUUGACGGAGAUGUUCGCAAAUCUGCCACUGAAGAAGAGCAACUUGGCCUGGUCCGUGGAGACUCGCGGACCGCAGAGGAAGCCCUCGGCGAAAAAUUAGAGCGAUGGUCCAGUUCCGAUUCCGACGCCGCUGAGAUCAGUCACCCUGCCGUACAUCAUCCACGACCACUGCCUUCCGGCCGACCUCAUGGCGACUCUGUCUCGAGCAUGUCCACGUCCGCAUUCCCUCCAUAUGAGGAUCACCAUGCUAUAUACGCGCAGUCGGGCAACGUCUCGAACCCAUACUAUCUCCCACAAAACCGACAAGCGACCGCCUCCCCAGAAGAUAUGAACGAUCAUGAUGGCUAUGAUUAUCCCCGCUCAAGAACCAGGACCAACUCGUCUUCUCACGCGCGAGCUCCUCCGCCAGCGCAUUCAUCCUUCUCCGCGCAUCGUCAUCCGAACCCGCUCCCGCCUCUGCCUGACAACACGCCCCUCACCCUCGAGGACAACAUGCGAUCUGUCUCGAAUGAUUCUUUUGACCCGAGGGCUGUAUCAUUCUCUUCGACUGAAGCUCGUGACGACGAUAAUACGCCUGAGUCCGGAGCCGCAGCAGGCCCCAGCACACAUGUAGGUGGAUGGCGGCGAGAUAUGUCUGAGACCACAGAGACGAACAGUUUGGACGACAACUUGUCUCGAAGAGGAAAGAAGGGGUCCUUCCUUUGA